AGAUAUACUGAGUGAGCCCGGAGAAGCAGUCUCAGAUCCUGACGGUGCAGCAGCCCGUAGCCUCUGCCAGGGAGUCCCAGCCGCUUUCAAUGGAGGAGAAGCCCGGCCAGCCACAGCCUCAGCACCAUCACAGCCACCACCAUCCGCACCAUCACCCCCAGCAGCAGCAGCAGCCGCACCACCACCACCAUUAUUAUUUCUACAACCACAGCCACAACCAUCACCACCACCACCAUCACCAGCAGCCUCACCAGUACCUGCAGCAUGGAGCCGAGGGCAGCCCCAAGGCCCAGCCAAAGCCGCUGAAACAUGAACAGAAACACGCCCUCCAGCAGCACCAGGAAACGCCGAAGAAGAAAACAGGCUAUGGUGAACUAAAUGGUAAUGCUGGAGAAAGAGAAAUACCUUUAAAGAACCUUGGUUCUGAUGAAGCUACCAACCCUAUUUCCAGGGUCCUCAAUGGCAACCAACAAGUUGUAGACACUAACCUGAAGCCGACUGUGAAGUCCAGCACCUUUGGAAAAGCAGGAAUUAAAACCAGGAAUUUCAUUCAGAAAAACAGUAUGGACAAAAAGAAUGGAAAGUCAUAUGAAAAUAAGUCUGGAGAGAACCAGUCUGUAGACAAGAGUGAUACUGUAGCAAUUCCAAAUGGUGUUGUAACAAAUAAUUCUGGCUAUAUUACUAAUGGUUAUAUGAGCAAAGGAGCAGACAAUGAUGGUAGUGGAUCUGAGAGUGGAUACACCACUCCUAAAAAAAGAAAAGCUAGGCGCAACAGUGCCAAGGGAUGUGAAAACCUUAAUUUAGUGCAGGACAAAAUAAUGCAACAAGAGACCAGUGUCCCAACCUUAAAACAGGGACUUGAAACUUUCAAGCCUGACUACAGUGAACAAAAGGGAAAUCGAGUAGAUGGUUCAAAGCCCAUUUGGAAGUAUGAAACUGGGCCUGGAGGAACAAGUCGAGGAAAACCUGCUGCGGGUGAUAUGCUGCGGAAAAGCUCUGAUAUUAAACCUGGUGUGAGCAGCAAAAAGUUUGAUGAUCGGCCUAAAGGAAAGCAUGCUUCUGCUGUUGCCUCCAAAGAGGACUCGUGGACCCUAUUUAAACCACCCCCAGUUUUCCCAGUAGACAAUAGUAGUGCUAAAAUAGUUCCUAAAAUAAGUUAUGCAAGCAAAGUUAAGGAAAACCUCAACAAAACUGUACAGAACUCUUCUGUGUCACCAUCUUCAUCUUCAUCCUCUUCAUCAUCUACUGGGGAAAACCAGACCCAAUCUUCAAGUCGGUUAUCCCAGGUCCCUAUGUCAGCGCUGAAAUCUGUUACUUCGGCCAACUUUUCUAAUGGGCCUGUUUUAGCAGGGACUGAUGCAAAUGUGUAUUCUCCAGGGAGUCAGCCACUGCUAACUACUGCUGCUAACACUCUGACACCCAUCUCUUCUGGGACUGAUUCAGUUCUCCAGGACAAGAGUCUGACUUCAGCAGCUGUUGAACAAAUUAAGUCUAGCCUUUUUAUCUACCCUUCAAAUAUGCAAACUGUGCUGUUGAGCACAGCACAAGUGGAUCUACCCUCUCAGACAGAUCAGCAAAACCUGGGGGAUAUCUUCCAGAAUCAGUGGGGCUUGUCAUUUAUAAAUGAGCCCAGUGCUGGCCCUGAGACUGUUAUUGGGAAGUCAUCAGAUCAUAAAGUGAUGGAGGUGACAUUUCAAGGGGAAUAUCCUGCCACUUUGGUUUCACAGGGUGCUGAAAUAAUCCCCUCAGGAACUGAGCAUCCUGUGUUUCCCAAGGCUUAUGAGCUGGAAAAACGGACUAGUCCUCAAGUUCUGGGAAGCAUUCUAAAAUCUGGGACUACUAAUGAGAGUGGAGCCUUAUCCUUGGAACCCAGUCAUAUAGGUGACCUGCAAAAAGCAGACACCAAUAGUCAAGGUGCUUUAGUGUUUCUCUCAAAGGACUACGAGAUAGAAAAUCAAAAUCCUCUGGCGUCUCCUACGAACACUUUGUUAGGCUCCGCCAAAGAACAGAGAUACCAGAGAGGCCUAGAAAGAAAUGAUAGCUGGGGUUCUUUUGACCUGAGGGCUGCUAUUGUAUAUCACACUAAAGAAAUGGAGUCUGUUUGGAAUUUGCAGAAGCAAGAUCCCAAAAGGAUAAUCACUUACAAUGAAGCCAUGGAUAGUCCAGAUCAAUGAAGGACCAGACUGCCUGUUUGUAACCUUUCUGCAGCAUUAGAGCCACCGUUCAUGGGGGACACAAGGCUUUUAUGCUCCUAGAUCUUCAGCGCAGCAGAUGAACCAUAAGUAGAAUCACAGGAUAAUAUAUACAAAUAUAUAUAUAUACAUAUAUAUAUAUAGUUAUUUAAAAAAAAAAAAAAGGCAACUGAAAGUAAUUAGACUUCUUAAGGAAUCAAAUUUAUUUCAAGAGACUACACAUGGUUAUUUAAUCUCCGGUACUGAAUAGUUUUUUUUUUCCUUUUUUCUUAUGUUAGUUUGUUUUUAAGUGUGAAUGCAAGUAAUUAAUGAAUACAGACUUGUUAAUAAGCGUGGUUCUAAAGUUCCUGCUGUCAUCAACUUGGGCAACAAAUAACCUACUGGAAAGGCAAAUCCACUUAAGAGAUCUCUGUAUCUUGUUCUGUGACUAAAGUGAUACACUAAUCACAGGGAACCCAGAAUGAUUCAACAUUUUCCCUCACUCCUCCCUUAAUCUUUUGGUUAUACUUUGAGCCCUGCGAGAAUGCUGGAUAAAUGCCUUGAAGUUUGCAGGGGUGUAUUUUUUUAGCGAAUAUGAUUUGCAUGUCUUGCCAGGAGUUAAGCAGCCUCCGUGGGGUGUUAGGGAAAUAUUUUCUUUCCUUUUAUUUUUUUGUGGGGUGGGGAGAGGGGAGGGCAUUGAAGUUCUACAGUUCUGGAAUAGUUGGUGGUACAUAUUUCACUUGGCUUCAGUUACAUAUUGGACUUGAACAAGUGAAGAAUCCAUGAGUGUUGUUUAAAGAAAAGUUAACAGAACAAACAAUUGGCUUUAGAUAUUGAAUAUGGAAAAAUACUCCUUUGCCCAUCUUUUAAUGUAAUUGUAUAAGUGGGAGCAAAAAUGUAUUCUGCUUUUCAACUGUAGGUGCUCCAGACUUGCUCUCUGUCACUAACACUAAAUGUGCUGUUUUCCAUCAAACAUCUAAAGAGAAACUUCUGUACCUUUUUAUAAAUUCUUUCUUAAUUUCUCAGAAAUAUCUAAAAGGGGAAAAAAAAUUCCAUGGAAACUAGAAAGCUUUUUAUGUUUUUAGCCAGUGAGGAGAUAAUAAACCCUGCCAAUAGGAGAUGUGUUUUCAUGCAAACUAUACUUCUGAGCUUAUUAGCUUCCAGUUAUAUCUUAAUAAAUAUAUUUUAUUACUAGAGCAAAAUGGGUUUUUUAAGGAAAAUAAUGUGAAAUUCUGGAAAUUUUCUUUUGGGCAAAGAAGAGCAUUAGCCCUGUCUUGUCAUCACAUUGCCAUCCUGUUGCACUGCAGCUUGUAUAUAGCAUGCUAAAAUAAGUUUUUUUUUGUGUGUGUGUGCAGAAACAAAGGGUCCAAUUUAAGAUUGGGUGAUGUUAGUGGCAUAAAAACAAGUUCUCUGGCCUGACACAGCAUCACAUUACACACACACACAAAUUAGUAUAUCCAUGUAGCUCAAAUACAGGUUAAAAUAGCAGGGCAUUUCUAUAGAGGUGUAGUCUUCUAAUAAAAGUAGACUGGAUCCCCCUGGGGUGUUUGGUGAGAAGGUAACUACCUUUUCCCAACCCCUUUGCUUAAGGAAUAUCCAGUUUUGAGCGACUGUAGUAUGGAUGAAUUUUCUUGUUUUGACUAUUUGAGGCUUUUAACAAGUAGUUUGUGAAAGAAGUUAUUUGACUCAACAUAGAAUAAACAUCUUUAUGGUUUGGAUUUCUGCCCUGCUUAGAUUUUAAAAGUAUAAGCAUGGAUUGCCAAUUCCACUUGAUGUAAACAAAAUUUUUUAUACAUUUUAUAUAUAUAUACAUAUAUAUACACACACACACGUAUGUGUGUGAGUGCGAGUGUGUAUGUGUGUAUAUAUGUGUAUGUGUGUGUGUGUGUAUAUAUAUAUUAACUUAUUGUAUCAGUCCAGGUUCAGAAACUUGUGGUAGGCCAGUUUCAGAUAGUUUCAUUUCACCUGUAAACUGUAUAACUUUUACUGAUAUUGUAAUUUUUAAAUGUAUAAUAUGUUUACAGAUGUUCCCUGCAUUUAGUCUGCCUUGUUCCAAUUUUGAUUUUUGUUGAGUCUCCUGCCUGCUUGCCAAAAGCUAGGAUGCUUCAGGCCCAUGUACAAUUGAAAGCAGAGGCAUCCUUGAGCUUUAAAGCAUUGAACAAACUGGAAAAUGCAAUGAAGUGAAAGAAGUCUGUUUUUGUGUUCUUUUUUUUUUUUUUAAUAAAAAUUUUCAAAAAAAUUAAAAAAAAAAGAUAUAAGGUUGAUUAAAGCAAAAAAGGCUCCAGUUUGUUUUAUAGGUUUUAAAGUUCUGCUGUGUGUUCAAUUGCCUUGUGUAACCACUUGUCGCCUUAGGGCCAGAUUCUAUCUCUAUCCUCUCACCCCCCCCAUGCCUCCUUCCAUUUUUUAAAUAUUCAUUUUGCUUGCCUGGAAUUUUAAAGCUCUUCUGUCUCACAACUCACAAGAAACUUUCUGGGUUUGUGUCAUACAGAGGUUGAAUGAAUAUACGUUUAAAAAGGGAAUAAAAACCCCAAAUCAGCCCCCAUCCGAAUUGGGCUUUUAAAUUUAGAAGCAACACUUACAAAAUAUCUCUAGAAAGCUGUUGUUGCUUUCCUAUUCCUUUCCACAUCCCUCAGGCCUUCAUACUUAGAGAAGCCAAAAAGAGAAUGUAUCCCUUCUCUGUUUGUCCAAAGGUUUUUGAAAGUCUCACUUCUAAAUGAGAUAAUGCAACAUUUCACUUUGAUUUCUCCACUGAAGUUUUCUUGAUUAUAUGGUUAGAGGUACAUAGUUAGAAAUAUCUCUUAACCUUCUGGGAACCCUAAUUGUCCCAUCAUAUUAACUGUCAGUAUUUUGGGGGGCAUUGGGUUAAUGGACUUAAUUGCCUAGGUACAAGCAGGACUUUGGGACAGAUAUCCUUUGUGCUGUUUGGUAACACUUAACUCUCUACUUGUCACAAUCUUUCUCCUUAGGUCCUCACAAUUCCUUACAGAGCACUUAUUAAAAAAAAAAAAUCUUAAGAGUUGAUCUGUUUUCUCAUUAUUUUUGUGUAAGCUUCUAAACAAACUUCAGCUGUGAUUAAUUUAGCACAUUUAAAUAACAAUUUGUUAUUGUUUGGUAUAAAGAAUUUUCCUUCAACUCAGAGUAUUAGUACUGUAGCAUAAACCAAAUACAGUCUAGAGGGGAUUUAACAUCCCUCCAUUAUAAAGACUGAAAAAGGUGUGUGUAUGUGUGUGUGUUGAGUGCUUGUGUGUGAGGGAAAGAGGAAGAUAUUAAAAAUUAGUAAACAAAUGUGUGUAAGACAUUAGUAUUCAGAGAAUGAACUUGUAUUUAUUUUGUGCCAUUUGUUUUCAUUACACAGAAUAAAGUCAGGUGGUUUUAAUCCUGAAAGGGGUAGUGUUUGAAAAAUGGCACUAAGAAUGAAAUCAUGACCUAUUUUUUUAAUAGCUAUGAAGAUACUAAUUAUGGGUGAAGAUUUCUUUUAAGUCUGUCUUGAUUAUAGGCUUCUGUGUUACAUACCACUCUCUUGUAGAUUUCUUGAACAAUUCCCCUUCCCUACAGAAGACAGGGUGUAUUUAUCUUUCUCUUUAUUCACCCCCACUUUGCUGAGCUGAAGUUAAUUGCAUAGCCUUUCCUCUUACCUCCUAGUAAUGAACUUUCACAUUAAGUGUAUUUACAGCGUCUGUAGUUAGCCCUUUCUCCUCUACCCUCUAGGAGGCAAUAGAAAAUAACUAGGAAUUUGUUAAUGCCGGUUAGUUUUUUCUUGAGGUAAAUGGCUGGAAAUGUUCUCUCCAUUUUAGAAUUUUGUUGUUCUUAAUCAUCUGCUUACCUAGUCGUCACUCAGAAUCUGCAAAAACUUUAUAAAGGAAAAAAAAGAUGCAUUGUUUUCUUCAAAUAACAGUUUCUAGGGAAAGUUAGACAAACCUCAAUUAUGAGUGUUGUCCACAAUACAAAAUGUGUUUAUUCACAAAACAUUACAUAGCAGCUGUGGUUUCAUCCUUAGUCAUUAGGUUUGUUACUACCUAAUUGGAGGCAUCUAAUGUUUUAUCUUUCGUUGUAUGUCAUGUACCAAAUGGCCACAGGCAAAGAAAUCUGUAAGAGGACUGCACUUGAUUUUAAAUUCUGCUAAAUAGUCAUUCUUUCAAGCCUUUCUUUAGAGAAAUAGAUUGAGUCUCGUUUCCAGGAUUAUGAGUGUAGUUAUGCCACUGGACUAUAUUCCCAAAUACCACAUGAUCUCGUAUACCUAUGCUUACUGCAAAACACUACAGUGGGACAAACGCAUAUUUUGGAUAAUAGUUUUUAUAAUAGGUCUUGGUUCUGCACCAGUUGAGGUAGAUUCUGAUCAGGCAUUGUCUUUUAAUAAGUCCUAGAUAGUCCUGCUGAAUUUUAAAAGAAAGGGUAGGAUUUGGUCAUUUUCCAAAAUAUUCAUAUUUGUUUAAAGGGGAAGGGCAGAGGACAAGACGAAGUAUAAUAGCUGCUCUAAGUUUGCAGAGACACAUAGGUUAUCAUUGGUUCUUAAUAUUGAUGUUAUUUUUUUAUUAAUGUAUUUAACAGAGCACCAGGAUUCCUUUUGGUGAGAAAGAUGGGCUUUUGCUUUGAGUAUCAAAAUGUUUGUUUUUAAAUAUACUUAAUUCUGUUCAGAUGUGAGAACCAGGACCACCCUGGGUUAGUUUUAAAAUGAUGAAUCAUUGGCUCCACUCAAAAGCACCGCUUUAAUGUGUUUUAAAUUAAACUUCACAGUUUUGCUACUCAAGGGUCUUAAGAAUAAAUAGUGUUUUAAGUUGUGUGCACAAUAAAAACACCCAGUGAAGCAUGAGUGGUAUGUUGAGUUUGCAUUACUGGGAGUGUCAAAUAGCAGUUGUUGACUAGAAACCUAUGGAACAGCCAUCCUCACAUGUGAUGGAAUUGCUGAUUCAGACUUCCCUGUUUAUCCAUACAGUUUUGUUUAUGUCCAGAGUUCUAAAGCCAUUUUAUAAUACUGCAGUAUCCCUUUUCUACAGCCUUAUUAAAAUAGUUACAGACAUUUUUGUUUUUUCCAGUGCAGUAUCCCUUUCAUUGUAUAUCAGAGUUUUACUCUACAGACUAACAAACCAACUUGAGGUAAAUUAUAUAGCUUUCCAUAUACCAUUUUUUCCUCAGGUGCUAAACAAAGGCUCCAAAAUGGAUACUGCUUUAGUAAUGUCUGCUUUAUCCUUAAAAUAUUUCUUUUGUUAGAUGUAAAGAUUUGGUGUUAACAAAAAUGGUUUUAAUAUGUAAAUAUGAAUGAAUGCCUCUAGUUUGCCCCUGUUUGUCUAUUAGUCUGUUUCAUUUAUCCUUUACAGAGGAGGAUCCUUUCAUGAUCUUAAAUACAUUUCAUUAGGUAUGUUGCAUUUUUAGAAUGAAAAUACAACUGUUUUCUGUCUUGGAUUAAUCCUGCUGCUGCUAUGAGAAACUGAAAAUCAAGAAUGUGAUGCACUUUUUACAUUAGGAUAUACCAUACCUUUAUAGGUUGCUUUGAUACCUUUCCUGUAGCACAGCCACUAACAAAAGUGAAUGAAUUUUAAAAUUCUCUUUGGGAGGGAAUCAGUACAAAUAACUUUAUGGUAUUGGCCUAUGAAGGACAAUAACUUAGGAAAAUAAAAAUUCUGUUAGUGUUACACUUUUUGGCCUUAAAAUGUCUUCUACUACUGAAAAUCUUUUAAACCUAGCUUUGUUUCUAUUAUUUCCUCUCUGCCUCAAAAAGAGGAGUUGAGAAGAAUGGCUUAAAGGGAGUAGAAUCAUUGGUUUGUUACUGAUUUCUCUUUUAGAAAAGAAAACAAUUGUCUACUAUUAUAAGCUGAGGACUUAAUUUUUUUGUUUGUAUACAGAAGAGAAAUAAUGCUGCCCGAGCCAGUCAGAUUUAGUUUAAUCAAAUCAAUCAGAACUCCCAACUAUUCUGCUUCUCUAGUAUAUUUUUACUUAGCAAAGAUAAAAGUAAAGUAGGAAUGCUACUUGACAAGAGAAAAGUAAUUUCUCAAGCACAUACCCAAACUUGAAGAUUGAACCCAAAAUAGGAGGAAGAAAACACCAAAUGGGGUGGAGGAAUAUGAGAAAGAUAUAUGGUCCAAAGCUAUCUGGUUAUAUUUUGAUGUUGCCAAUAUUGCAAAGCCAAAAUUUUAAUUUGCUUAUUUAAUAUAUUUCUUGGCCAGAGAUCUAUUUUUCUAUCAAUGUGCCUUGCAUGUGUAUUUAAAAAAAAGGAAAAAAAAAAAACACA
Molecule: messenger RNA, 8397 nt
Organism: Molossus molossus (Pallas's mastiff bat)
Lineage: Eukaryota; Metazoa; Chordata; Mammalia; Chiroptera; Molossidae
Gene: NUFIP2
Product: nuclear FMR1 interacting protein 2
Exons: 4
Coding region: 90-2174 (694 amino acids)
Cellular component (GO): cytoplasmic stress granule; nucleoplasm
Molecular function (GO): RNA binding
Source: RefSeq, a predicted model, not a curated record